UCUAGGCAUGUUUACAUAUGACGAGUCCACCAAGCUGUUCUGGUUCAACCCACCCUCUCUGGAGAACGAGGCCCAGUUCACCCUGAUAGGCAUCGUCUUGGGCCUGGCCAUCUACAACAACUGUAUCCUGGAUGUUCACUUUCCCAUGGUGGUCUACAGGAAACUAAUGGGGAAGUUAGGCACCUAUCUGGACCUGGCAGACUCACAUCCGGUUCAGUACCAGAGUCUGAGGGAGCUGCUGGACUACGAGGGGGAUGUGGAGGAGGACAUGAUGAUCACCUUUCAGAUCUCACAGACUGACCUGUUUGGAGACCCCAUCACUUAUGACCUGAAGGAACACGGGGACAAGAUACCUGUUAGUGUGGACAAUAGAAAGGAGUUUGUCUCUCUGUAUAGUGAUUACAUACUUAAUAAGAGUGUGGAGCGCCAGUUCAAAGCCUUCAGAAGGGGCUUCCAGAUGGUCACCAACGAGUCGCCUCUCAAGUGUUUAUUUAGACCUGAGGAAGUGGAGCUACUGAUCUGUGGAAGCAGGAAUUUAGACUUUCACGCACUUGAAGAAACAACAGAGUAUGACGGAGGCUACAACAAAGACUGUUGCAUUAUCAAAGACUUCUGGGAGACGGUGCAUUCGUUUGGUGAGGAGGAUAAGAGACUGUUCCUCCAGUUUACUACGGGGACUGACAGAGCACCCGUAGGAGGGCUGGGCAAGUUAAAGAUGAUCAUCGCCAAGAACGGCCCCGACACAGACAGGUUACCUACUUCUCACACAUGUUUUAAUGCCUUGCUGCUCCCCGAAUACGACACAAAGGAGAAGCUGAAGGAGAGACUUCUCAAAGCCAUCACUUAUGCCAAAGGAUUUGGAAUGCUGUGAAACAAAACAACUACUCUGAACAUAAAACAUAAAGUUAAAUGGUUUAAAUGUGUUAAUGGAUAAGGAGGGAGUUCUACCAUACAAUGAGACAUGAGUUCAACUUAAAAAGUGGCAUUACGACAAGGAAAUGUUCCAGUAGUGUGUGCCAAGAUAUCAAUUAGACAGACGCUUUGAUCUACCCCCCCCUCCCCCCUCAGAUCUCUUUCAUGUAGAACCUAAUUUGUAGCUUUUUCAAAUAGUUUAAAUCAGUCCGAAUGCUUAGUGAAGCUCGGUUCUUCUACAUGUGUUUAUUAAAGAUGGUUGCCGUGUAAAAACA
Oncorhynchus gorbuscha (pink salmon) is the source of this 1187-nucleotide messenger RNA. RefSeq names its product ubiquitin-protein ligase E3A-like. Gene Ontology annotation, biological process: protein polyubiquitination. Lineage: Eukaryota; Metazoa; Chordata; Actinopteri; Salmoniformes; Salmonidae. The transcript has 6 exons. Gene Ontology annotation, molecular function: ubiquitin protein ligase activity. The record is from RefSeq and is a predicted model, not a curated record. Bases 8 to 871 code for a protein of 287 amino acids.